ACGGCCGAGACUGCUCUCACAGGCGGAAGAUGGCGUGGACACCCGACGAGGACGCGAAUAUCCUGGCCGCCAUCCGCGCGCUCGGCACGCAGUGGGCGCUCAUCGCGCAAAAGCUGGAGCGCAGCGCACCGCGGACGGACGCAGUACAGUCAGCCGCCAGAGGUGAGGCAUUCACACCGCGAUGCUCGUGACCCGUCACAGGAGCACCGCACGCCCGACGCCGUGCGGAACCGGUGGCACCAUCUCCAGCAGUCGCUCAACCUCAGCCACGUCGGGCAGCACGGUGUGGACAGCGUCUCUUCACACCUCUGGCUGUGAACAGGUCGCUCACCCUCAGCCACGUCGGGCACGAUUCGGCGGCGGCGUCCGCCGCAGGCACCAUGAUGCGUGUCAACGCGGAGCAGCCAGCCCCCGCGCCCGUCCCCCCCCCGGUGCCGCACGCCGCCAUGGCAGGGGGGCUGACAAUGCCUCCGCCGCCGCUGCUGCCGGCGCUUGCUCU
Emiliania huxleyi CCMP1516 is the source of this 499-nucleotide messenger RNA. RefSeq lists its product as hypothetical. NCBI's taxonomy places the organism in Eukaryota, Haptophyta, Isochrysidales, Noelaerhabdaceae. The coding region runs from base 30 to 191 and encodes 53 amino acids. The transcript has 5 exons. The record is from RefSeq and is a predicted model, not a curated record.